CAUGAUGCCUGCCGCAAGUCAACUCGUGUACUCUCGCUAAUAGAGCUGAAAUAUUAUAGCCCUUUUGUACUAGCAAGGGUGGCGUGACAGACCGAGACACUCGCAAAUGUCCUGCUUUCCUUUCGCUGGGCUAAGUGCGCCGUCAACGUUCAAGCUGGCUCGCGUACCGAGGAUUUUACUUUGUCUAUUUUUGAUAGACAUAUUUUAACUGGCGACUUUGUUUUCCCGUCUUCGUUAUCUACCAGGCUCAAGUCGUGGGUCGCUACCUCUUCUUCCCCAAACCCCGUCCGUUCCUACAGCAGCAUGGUGAUGGCUGACUGUCACCAAAGACCGAUGCUUCGGGGUCCGGUUCGAGUGGGCUUUUACGACAUCGAGCGCACUUUAGGGAAAGGCAAUUUUGCCGUUGUGAAGCUGGCGAGACACCGCAUCACCAAGACCGAGGUUGCCAUCAAGAUCAUCGACAAGACGCAGCUGGAUGCCGUGAACCUGGAGAAGAUCUACCGAGAGGUGCAGAUCAUGAAGAUGCUGGACCAUCCGCACAUCAUCAAGCUGUACCAGGUCAUGGAAACCAAGAACAUGCUGUACCUGGUGACUGAGUAUGCCAAAAACGGGGAGAUCUUCGACUACCUGGCCAAUCAUGGGCGCCUGAGCGAGCCCGAGGCGCGGCGCAAGUUCUGGCAGAUCCUGUCGGCCGUGGAGUACUGCCACAACCGCCACAUCGUCCACCGCGACCUGAAAGCAGAGAAUCUCCUGCUGGACGGACACAUGAACAUCAAGAUCGCAGAUUUUGGGUUCGCAAACUUCUUCCAGCCGGGAGAGCCCCUGGCCACAUGGUGCGGCAGCCCCCCCUACGCCGCGCCCGAGGUGUUCGAGGGACAGCAGUACGAGGGACCCCAGCUGGACAUCUGGAGCAUGGGUGUGGUGCUAUACGUGCUGGUUUGUGGCGCCCUGCCCUUCGACGGCCCCACGCUGCCCGUCCUCCGACAGCGCGUCCUGGAGGGCCGCUUCCGCAUCCCCUACUUCAUGACGGAAGACUGCGAGCACCUCAUCCGCCGCAUGCUGGUGCUGGACCCCUCCAAGCGGCUGUCAGUGGCGCAGAUCAAAGAGCACAGGUGGAUGGCCUUGGACAUGCCCGUGCAGCGCCCCGCCCUCUACCAGCAGGCCACGCCCUCGGAGGGCGGGGCCAGCGUGGGCGAGUACAGCGAGCAGGUGCUGCGGCUCAUGCACAGCCUGGGCAUCGACCAGCACAAGACGCUGGAGUCUCUGCAGAGUAAGAGCUAUAACCACUUUGCUGCUAUCUACUACCUGCUGGUGGAGCGUCUGCGGGCUCACCGCUGCAGUUUCCCGGUGGAGCAGCGCCUGGACUCCCGGCAGCGCAGACCCAGCACCAUCGCCGAGCAGACCGUCGUCAAGACGAGCUCGGCCGCCUCACAGGUGGGCCUCCUCCCGCAGAAUGUGCGACUCCUACGAUCCUCGGCCCCGCCCCAGGCCUCCGCCGACGCCUCCUUCCCCUUCCCACAAUCCCCCUGCCAGCCCGAGCACAGCCUCAUGGAGGAGGAGGUGGCCACGCCCAAGGUCAACGGCUGCCUCCUGGACCCCCUGCCUCCCGUCACCAUCCGCAAGGCCAGCACCUCGUCGCCUAGCAACAUGAUGGAGACGUCCAUCGACGAGGGCAUCGAGACGGAGGAACCCGACAUGGAGGAUGACCCCGCCCACGUCUUCACCGCCCUGCAGACCGCCCGCUUCGGACAGCGCAGGCAUACCCUGUCUGAGGUCACCAACCAGCCCGGCGUGGUGGCCAGCGCAGGGAAGCUGUUCAGCCUGGGACACAACCCCUCCCUGGGCAGUGUGGACUCAGAGUACGACAUGGGCUCGGUGCACAGUGACCUCAGCCUGCUGGAAGACCCCCCCGCGCUCAAUGAGGUGGUACUGGCCAACGCCUCGGUCACCCGCAUGACUCCGCCCUUCAUCGGAGUGAGGCCCGCCAACCCCGCCAUGCAGGCACUGAGCUCACAGAGGCGGGAGGCCCACAACCGAUCCCCGAUCAGCUUCCGCGAGGGACGGCGAGCUUCUGACACCUCCCUCACGCAAGGUUUGGUGGCGUUCAGGCAGCACCUGCAGAACCUGGCCCGGACCAAAGGCAUCCUGGAGCUGAACAAAGCGCAGCUGCUGUACGAGCAGGUGGGGUCCGGGGACGAGCCCCCCCUGCUGCCCCACAGCCCACACCCCUACCUGCAGGACCUGCUGGAUCCCCUGCUGCAGGGGGAAGGUUCCCAGCAGCAGGAUGGAGUAGCCAUGUUCCACAGUGGAGCCGCUCCCCCUCUGCUAGCAAGAAGACAGAGCUUGGAGACCCAGUACCUCAGCAACAGACUGCAGAAAGCCGGGCUGAUGGCCAACUCCCCCAGCAGCUGCCAGAUGUUCUGCAAGGAGACCCCCCGCAGCCUGGAGCAGCAGCUGCAGGAGCACAGGCUGUACCAGAAGAGGCUGCACCUGCAGAAGCAGUCCCAGCUGCAGGCCUACUUCAACCAGAUGCAGAUCGCCGAGGGCUCGUACCCCCACCCCGGCCCCAUGGGCCACCCGGAGACCACUGCUCCGUCCCAGGUCGCCAUCGCCCCGGCACCGUCCCCCCAGUUCCCGCGGCCCCCGCCCCUCAGCCCCCUCAUGGAGCCCAGCGCUGAGGCCCUCGUGUAUGAGCCCUACGCAGGGCACUACCCCCACCUCCUGCACCCCCCCCAUCCCCUUGCCGGGCCAGCCCAACCCCAGACCCACCCCCCGGAGCCGCUGGGAUACCCCGCGGGCCUGAGCCUGUCUCCCCCGGCGGAGGCGCUUUACCCAGAGCAGUACCAGUACCCCCUGGACCCCGGACAGCCCCCUCCUCCUGCGGGCCUGACCGAGGGUCCCGGGGCGGGGUACGAGGCGCCGGGGCCGGGGUACGAGGGCCUGGCCCUGCCGGAGCUCCACGGCUCCUUCCUGGAGGGAGAGAUGAUGGAGACGGUGGAUUCGCAGCACGGCUUUGUGCUGGUGAACUGAGCGCAGAGAAUGGGAGAGAAGCAGUGUUACCCCGAGACUUGCACAACUGUGGGGGGGAGGGGAGGGUGGAGGCAGGCGUGUGUGUGUUGCAGGGGGGAGGAGAGAGCUGGACAGACCGACCGACAGACAGACAGACAGAGACAGUGUGAGUUUUUUGUAUCAUUAAUUCUAUUUUGGUCGUUGUGAACCUCAGACUUUCUCCCAAAAUGCUCCCUACCUCCCUACCCAAACCCCCCUGUCCCCAGCAGCCCUGUCGUGCUGCAGCGGGUCCUGGGUGCUGGGCAAGUGUGGCUGAGGACACGCGUGUUCGUGUGCGUGUGGCCGUGCACAUGUGUGAUGUGACGUCGCUGCCGGAGAGCUGAGGGCAGCAGCCGUGCACUGGGAGAGGCAUGGGCCCAGCGGACCCCCUCACAAACACCCCCCGCCCCCCCUGACCCCCCCGCGGAGCCCAGCGGUGGGCACAAGAGCACAAAUGGCAACAAGGUUUUCCUUUUUGUAUUAACACAGGACAGAGACUUCGCACAAGUUUGCGGAUGAGACAUUUCAUACAAACGACAAAAAAAACUACAACGUGCCCUUCACAGGCGCCGUGACGUGACCGUGGAGUUUUCGUGUGGCAAUAUUGAAGCAAUACGUUCAUCAUGAACUGAAAGGAGCCUUAAACACGUCGUAGGUUUCUGAAGGAUUGUGCGCUUUUUUUAAAUAACCUAAAGAAUUGUCGAGUGUUAAGUUCAGGAGGACUCAAAGCUAUGUCACUUAACACUGGAUUCAGACACCCAGCUCACUCUGGCUCUCUUGGAGACAAGCUUAAAAGAAAGGAGGAUUUUGUUUUUACUUAUUAAAAUCUACUUGAAACUUAAUAAUAAAUUGCUGACUAAACUGAAACGCUACUUUUCCGAAAAAUAGGAUGACAAAAAAAUUGUACUGUAUUUGUCAGUCUUUGCGACAGAGGCCAGACGAGACAGAUGUCUGGAGAAGUGGUUUUACUGCUGCACUUUUUCAAGGAAGUAAAAAGGAAAUUACAGGAAGAGGAAGUGGCAGCUGGAAGGAAGAUCCAGCUAUGCCUCUUCCAGAGAGACUGAACCGAAGGGACACAAGAAUGGACAGGUCAAAGUAGGGAUCUUUCAGAGUUCAGACCAGAGAGAAUUAUGUGUCAGUGAUUGUUCUUUGUGAU
Messenger RNA from Megalops cyprinoides (Indo-Pacific tarpon), 4204 nucleotides. It is a transcript of the gene sik2b, whose product is annotated as salt-inducible kinase 2b. Gene Ontology annotation, molecular function: ATP binding; protein serine/threonine kinase activity; tau-protein kinase activity. The transcript is spliced from 15 exons. Gene Ontology annotation, cellular component: cytoplasm. The record is from RefSeq and is a predicted model, not a curated record. Gene Ontology annotation, biological process: intracellular signal transduction; protein phosphorylation; microtubule cytoskeleton organization. Bases 304 to 3030 code for a protein of 908 amino acids. Lineage: Eukaryota; Metazoa; Chordata; Actinopteri; Elopiformes; Megalopidae.